Juglans regia (Persian walnut) is the source of this 1078-nucleotide messenger RNA. RefSeq names its product protein PXR1. The record is from RefSeq and is a predicted model, not a curated record. The transcript has 2 exons. Bases 180 to 572 code for a protein of 130 amino acids. Lineage: Eukaryota; Viridiplantae; Streptophyta; Magnoliopsida; Fagales; Juglandaceae.
ACAAUAAAAAUACAGCUUCUGUUUGAGAGAAUUAUAAAUACUGAUCAGGGUUUGAUCCCUAGCUCUGAAUUAUAUAGUACUUUGUGUAAACGUACGGACAACACAAGGAUAGGAUUCUUGAGGAAACCUGAUCAAUUAAUAUCCAAGCUAGAUCUGUUGCAUCGAUCCUUCGUUUAAGUAUGGGAGAAACCGCAGCUUCUGAUCAUAAACAUGAUGAAAAAGCUGAGGAAGUUGAGAAGAUGAACAAGAAAGAAAAGAAAGAGAAACACGAGGAUGGAGAUCAUCAAGAGAUCAAGGGAGAUCAGGAGAAAACAAAGGACAAAAAAAAGAAAGAUAAGGAUGGUAAAUGCAAGGAAGAUAAAGGUGAAGGAAAGGAGAAGAAGAAAAAGAAUCCUGAAGAGAACAACGAUCCAUCAAAACUGAGGCUAAAGCUUGAAAAGAUCGAUUCCAAGAUGCAGGCACUGGUGGCAAAGAAAGAAGAAAUCUUGAAACUGCUUAAAGAAGGCGAACAAGGUGCCCCGGCCCCAAAUGCAAGUGGAGAAGAAGCUUGCCCCACCACCACCACCUCUUGAAGCUACGUACUCUUACUAGCUAGAUCAUGAUCAGUUAUCUGGAGUGCAAAAAAUCCUGAGAUUUAGGGACAUGAAUCAGUUAUCUUUACAUAUAAUAACAUGACUAAGAUCAUGAUCAUCUUCUGCAGCUAGCACAAGAAACCAGUCUGUAAAAAUAUUAUAUUAGCUCAAAGAUCAAUCACUGAUCAACAUAUCAAAUAAAUUGUGAAACAAAUUAAGAAUAAACCUGCACUGAUCAUAUCGAAUUGGCACAACAAUAUAUGUAUGUAUAUAUAUGGAUGGAUAUUUGGCCGAUGAUUGGAUAAGUAAUGUUGGGAAUGAAGCCUGGUCCUGAAGCAAUGCAUGCAUGCAUGUACGUAGCAGUAAGAUCGAAGAUGAUCAUCAUGAAUUAGUUGCAUAUUAUAAAUAUACUUGCAUUGAUCACGGACCAAGCUUUAUUCCUCACAUAAUAUUAUCGUACUUAUAACUAAUAUCAAUACAGAUUCUAUGCGUUGGGUUAUGUAUCA